CUCAAUCUAUGCUCUGUAUUCUCUUGGCUUUAUUCUUUCUAAACUUUGCCUCCCAAUUUUUUUUUUUUCACUUGAAUUUGUUUAUUGAUAACGUAAAUAUUCGGAAUAAAAGAGAGAAUACGUUUCUGUUUUGAUAAUAAUCAUGGGGUUAGCUGAGCCGGAUCGUAGAGUUGCUCUCUUAAAGCGGCAAAGAGACGGUUGCUGAAGCGUACGGUUUCGUUUUCUAAGCUUUUCUGGUUUAUGAAACAUGGGUGAAGCUAAAGAAGCAAGAAGCAGAGCAAUGGAAAAUCUUUCUCUGCGAAUAGACAAGUACCCAAGAGAUCUAUUGCAGAGAUUUGUGAGCAGCAGUACGCAUCAAUCCGAACACGGAACACCCAGUGAAGAUUCAGAUGAGAUUGAGCUAAAUCUGGGGCUCUCACUGGGUGGUCGAUUCGGGGUCGACAGGAGCGCAAAGAAGCUAAUCCGUUCGUCGUCCAUAGCGGGAACAAUACCGGUGGUUCGAGACGACGAGUCGUUAAACCCGCGGCCUAUGUCGUACCCGACACUCACGAGGACCUCCUCGCUUCCGACGGAGACAGAGGAGGCGUGGCGGAAGAGGAAGGAGCUACAGACAUUGCGGCGAAUGGUGGCGAAGCGAAGGCGGUCUGAGAAACAGAGGAGCUCCAAGGCAGAAAAAGAAGAAGAAAGGAAGGAAAUUCAAGGUCCAGCGGGAUUGAAUUUGCGAGAUAAGCAGCAGUCUGCGGUGGCCGAUAGGUUUGGUUCGAUGGUGGCCCAUCCUUUUGGUAUGCCCACUUGGGCUGCGGUGGAGAGGCAGGCGGGUCUAGACGGAGGAGUCGAACCGGUGGCGAAAGGGAUGUCUGGUUUCUUGGGAUUGCAGGGGUUUGGGCGACCGAGUUCUCAGGGUUCGUCGGAGUCGCAAGGCGGUAGCUCGACGGGGAUGUCGGAAUCGGAGAGCAAACCUCUUCAAGGAUCGAGCAGUUGUGGUGAAGCAAGAAGCCCUGCUAGUAAUCAGUCCUUGCAAGAGCGAAUCAAUCAGGAGGCUUCAGGUUCCUCAGGGACAAAGAAGAACGAAAAUCCAUGCAGAACUUUCAGAGCGGAGAUGGAGAAUAUUCUAUCACAGAAACCUGAUUGUGCAGAAAACAGAGGGAAGGAAAUUGGGAUGAAUGCAAUGGAAGAUAUGCCUUGUGUUUUCACAAAAGGAGAUGGCCCUAAUGGGAGAAGAAUAGAAGGCAUUCUAUACAGAUAUGGAAAGGGAGAGCAGGUGAGAAUAAUGUGUGUCUGCCAUGGGAGCUUUCACUCGCCAGCAGAGUUCGUCAAGCAUGCUGGUGGUGGUGAUGUCGCUCACCCGCUUAAGCAUAUAGUUGUAAACCCUUCUUCCUCUACUACGUUUUUGUAACGUUGGGACUAAUACAAGGCAAGAAAAUUUACAACAAGUAAUAGCCUUUUUUUUCUUUUUCUUUUUUGUGCUAGGGGUUCUUCAAAGAGAACUUGUUCCAUAUUUACCUACUACUGCUCAUGUUACAGAGAUUAUAAAUGCAGUCCUUUUUCACUGACUGGGGUGUUUUUUUUACCCUCAUUUGUUUCAAAAGCCGAGUGUACGUGCAUGGGAAAUAUAGAGAAGGAAAACAAGGAGGAAUAUUGUGGUAAUCUGCAGAUUGCUGCUUCGGAUUUUCUCUCUCGUGUCCAUAAAUAAAUACUUAAAAGGUGCGAGUGUUGCAACCAAUUUGCAGAACAUAGAAGGAAUACAUCAACGACUGUACCAAUCAGUGUGGCUGUCAUGGAGGCUGUCAAUGGCAAACAGUGUUCUGUUACCAUUCAUGCUAGCUGUCAUGGAAGCUGCACAUGAUGAAAGAAAUUGUCUUUUUGGUACAUUUUUAUA
Molecule: messenger RNA, 1879 nt
Organism: Corylus avellana
Lineage: Eukaryota; Viridiplantae; Streptophyta; Magnoliopsida; Fagales; Betulaceae
Gene: AFP1
Product: ABI five binding protein
Biological process (GO): negative regulation of DNA-templated transcription; response to abscisic acid; signal transduction
Cellular component (GO): nucleus
Source: RefSeq, a predicted model, not a curated record